AUGGCUUUCUCCAAAAUCUCAAUAGUUAUGCUCCUCAAACGGAUAACCCAAAUCCUCAGCAACAGCUACAAAUUUAGCCUGGCCAUGGUUUCCAUCUGGGGAAUUUUCUCAUUUUUAUCACUGGCAUUUCAGUGUCAACUACCAAAACCUUGGGUUUUUGUGCCAUCACAAUGUAAUACUCAUGGGCUUCUACAGUAUCCUGUCAUCAUACUUAAUGUUCUCACGGAUGGAAUCCUUGCCACGAGUAUGCUACCUACCAUUUGGAAACUUCAACUACGGAGGAAUUUAAGGGUGACAGUUAUGAUUCUGUUUGGGAUUAGGUUGCUGGUUUCACUUAUCGGAAUUGGUGACCUGGUGGCCAUGAUCAAUUCCAUCAACGACCCUGAUCAGACAUGGGCAUACCUAACAAGAUCGGUAUGGUUAAUGCUUGUAACCCACAGUUCGGUGAUCACUGCAACAAUUCCGCGAACCCACUCCUUCUGGGCUUCUCUUCAAUCCGGGAAAGCGGCAACAGCAAUUACAGACGAAGAAUUCGAGCUCUCUGGUAGUAGCCACGUCUCCCAAUCCCACGCCAAAAUAUCGUCCUCUCGAGGACCCUUCUCGAGAUUGGUAUACAAAUCGAACAGAGGAGGUGAUGGAAAGGGAACCAGUAGCCAAACCAAUGACGAGCCACGUGUUGGCCGGAAUCGUGACAAUAGUGGUGGCGAAGAAGGCAAUCUGAGGCUUGUGCCGCAGCAUCAAGCGAAUCUGAGUACGACGGUGUAUAGUGAGGGUGUUGAGAGGGAAGUAGUGAUGGGAAGAAAAGAUGAUGAUGAUACCAGCCAGAGUAGUUUGAGGCAGAGUAGUACAGCUGGAUUUGGUGUGUGGAGGGAGAGGGAAGUGGUGAUGGAGGUUGAGUAUGUUAGGAAUGAUCAUAUGUUUCAGGAAUUACACCGGUAA
Messenger RNA from Hyaloscypha bicolor E, 939 nucleotides. RefSeq lists its product as uncharacterized. The record is from RefSeq and is a predicted model, not a curated record. The transcript is spliced from 3 exons. NCBI's taxonomy places the organism in Eukaryota, Fungi, Ascomycota, Leotiomycetes, Helotiales, Hyaloscyphaceae. The coding region runs from base 1 to 939 and encodes 312 amino acids.